CGAUUGGCUGUUUCAUGUACCAUUUAAAACAGAUGAAUGUGGAUGUAAGAAUUGAAAGGGUUCUCAUUCAAAUCAGCUGGGUUUGGCUCAUCAGAAUCAACGAAGGAUUGUACCCGCGGAAAUCCGACGAAAGAACAGAAGUACAAAUACAUUUUGAGCCUACUUUCUCCAGCACUCAGAUGGCUCGGCUGAUGAUGGGCCUUAUACUGCUGCUGGCCUCCCGGUGUGGUCCAGUGAGCGGUUUAUUUGACUGGUUGAAGCAGACGCAGCCAGGGGCUCCAGCCCUCGCCCCUUCACUGGUCCCUGGACUACCUGAGGGAGAUGCCCAACCGUUCGAGAUGACGGUAGCCGAUGAAAAGUUCCUAGCAGAGGCAAAAAAUAUGGAGCUCAGCCCGUUGGACAGCUGUCAUUACCGGGUGGUUGCCCAGCUGAAGUCGACUUGCGCUAGCCUAUCAGAGGAGCAGCUGGCCAAACUGGGCGUUGUCCUGUUCAACUGCCAGGCAGAGGUGGAGGGGCGUAGGACGUACCCCUGCACUGAGGACAUGUCCCUAAAGCAGUGCACAGCAGACAUGGACUCGGACACGUGGAAUGCUUACCACAUAGUCAGCAACCGGGCACGCUCAGUGUGUUACGCCACCCGUCAGCAGCACUUCCGCCGCAGGGCCGAGCUCACCGUCAACGCGCUGAUCUCUACAGCAACAAGCCAACUGGACGCCAUGAAGGACCUGAAGGAGGGUCAGCUGGAGCUGAAGGAUCUGACUUCGGCCUCCCUGGAGAGGCUGCUGGAGGGUCACAGUGCCCUGGUGGCCCAGCAGGGGGCACUGUGGGAGGGCCAGGAGCAGCUGGAGACCUCGCUCUCGUCUAACCUGGAGCGUCUGGGCCAGGAGAAGGCCCUCAUUGCCUCAGGACAGGAACUGGUGGCCCAGCUCAUCCAGGGAAUCACACACAGGAUGGAGAAUGUUAGUGAGCAGCUAAAGGAUCAAGGGUCAGAGGUGCAGGAUGGACACAAGGCCAUUCUGAAUGACCUUGCUGAGGUCAGUGGGCGCGCAAAGGACAUCUAUAGCAAAAUAGACCACAGUAUGUCUGGGUUCCUGCAGUAUCAGAAACUGACAGCUCAGUACUACAUGGAUCUCAUGGGAAAACUGGAACGCAUGAAUGGAACCCUGGGAACCAUGCUGUGUUACCUUGACAACAUGCAGCGUUGUCUAGAAGAGAGGCUUCAUAAUAUCCAGGGUUACCUGGGCUGGGCAGGUCUAAGCCUGGCUGCGGUGUGGACGUGUGUGGUGCAUGCWGGGUACUUCCUGCUGUGUGCGGUGGUACUGACGUUCCUGCGCUGUCCGUCCUUCUCCCGAGCCAUGCUGCUCUUCACGGUCCCGCUCAACGCUGUGGCUGAGGUCAACCAACAGCCUGCCCUGGACCUGCCCAGUCUCAGCAUGCUGCUGCUCACACUGUCACUCGGUACGGGCAGGGUUUUGUGUGUGUGUUGCUGCCCCUCUCACUGGAAACCACAAAUGGGCUACUGGUUGGUGACGCAGGUGUUGUGGGCGUGUUCUCAGAUGAGAGGAAAGAAGAUCCCCAAUCAGAAGACCCUGGAACCAGAAAGCCACCACUACCCCCACUCCUGCGGCCCAUCCUCCUCCACCCCCCAGAGAGAUGAGCUAGAUGGUCUCAUGGAGCCAGGAGACCUGCUGGACCAGGACAGCUUCAUGACUGGUGACCCCUGCAUAGCAGCAUUUUCUUCUUCCCAUGCCCACUACAUGGCUGAGGCCAGGUUUGUGCCUGUUAUGGGCUCAAUUAACCACUCUACUCCCAGGUUCAAGUGUCGGCCUAGUCUCUCUGCGGCUGUCCUAGGUCUGCCCCAAAGGAACCUGGGAGUAAUGAUGGAUGCAGUGAGCAAAUCACGGAGCGCCAGCCCCAACCAAUCCCUGGCCAGCAACAGCUCUGUGUCUGGUCGUCAGCUGUGUAAUGGCACUACCAGGAUGGGACAUCAAUGUAAGAAGAGGGCGGUGCUGGGACAGGAGUACUGCCAUGUCCAUGAGGGUGGCUAUACCUCCUACAACUGCCUCUGAACAACACCCUGGCUGUGUUCCAAAUGGUACCCUAUUCCCAAUAUAGUGCACUACUUUUGACCAGGGCUAUAGGGCUCUUCUCAAAAGUAGAGCAUUAUGUAGGGAAUAGCCGGCCAUUUGAAUGCACACCCUGCUUCCCCCCUCUCUGCUACCCCCACCCCUUCCUACAUCCACCAGGGGCAAGUUCAGUAGGAGAAAACGUUUUGAAUUGAGAAAUCGUACCAGUAAGAACAGAUUUUUGUUGCAAAACGUUUUGCUAGUGUACCCAACUGAACACCCUCCCAGAAUGACCAGGAAGUAAUUGGGCUAUUCUCCUAUUCUUUUCACGUUUGUUUAAUCAUGCGGUUACCAUGGUUUCUCUUAUCAUCAGGGUAUCWCUGUAGUGUUCUAAGCAAUGACCAGUUGUCAUGUGUGGUAAAAAAAUGUGUUUGUCUGUGUGGAUGAAAGUGCGUGCCUGUGAUAUCCUGUAGUAGGAUACUCCCUGGCUGUAAAUGUGAAAGUAAUGUGAUAAAGCUGAUGUUACUGAAUUCUACAAGGGUUUAUGCAGGCAGGAUUGUUUGCUUUUUAUCAUGAUUUACAUGUGUGUACAUGAUACUGACCAUUUUAUUAAAAAAAAUAAAAAAAUAAGUGUAGAUUUGUCAUUUGCAUCCGUGUUAUGUAGAGGACAAAGGAGGCGAAUUAUAACUUUCACUUAAGAUUAAUUUUCCUUGUCAUGUAUUGAUGUCAUUGAGACUAAGUGAAAUUUCACGUAAAUGGAAGUUAAGAUUCGCCCAUAAAGCACUAAAUUGCACUCAUAAAUUACUCCGACUUGACUAACGGUUGGGAAUAUUAUUUGUGUUUUUCUGAUCUUAAAUGUUUUUUUUUAAAGCUGCCUGUCAAAGGCAAAUGUUUUUGUAUGAAGGCCAUAUCUAUUGUUGGGAUUUUUUAAAAUUAAUAAUAAAAUAUCAGUAAUGCAAAGUU
Molecule: messenger RNA, 3029 nt
Organism: Salvelinus sp. IW2-2015
Lineage: Eukaryota; Metazoa; Chordata; Actinopteri; Salmoniformes; Salmonidae
Gene: bmb
Product: brambleberry
Source: RefSeq, a predicted model, not a curated record